Molecule: messenger RNA, 1846 nt
Organism: Salvelinus fontinalis (brook trout)
Lineage: Eukaryota; Metazoa; Chordata; Actinopteri; Salmoniformes; Salmonidae
Gene: pold3
Product: polymerase (DNA-directed), delta 3, accessory subunit
Exons: 12
Coding region: 81-1418 (445 amino acids)
Biological process (GO): DNA replication; DNA synthesis involved in UV-damage excision repair; nucleotide-excision repair, DNA gap filling
Cellular component (GO): nucleus; delta DNA polymerase complex
Molecular function (GO): DNA-directed DNA polymerase activity
Source: RefSeq, a predicted model, not a curated record
ACGUCAGUGUCUUCCCUUCCCGCCUGAAACAGAAACUGAGGUAGAAGAGCUAUCGACCUGUUAGCUACAUACAUUGCACAAUGGAUGACCUUUACUUGGAUAAUAUUGAUGAAUUUGUCAACGACCAGAAUAAAAUCGUGACCUACAAAUGGCUGAGUCUCACCCUUGGGGUCCAUGUCAACCUAGCCAAACAAAUGCUCUACCAUUACUUGGAUCAAAAGAGGAAAGAAGGCUCUGCUCGGCUCCAUGCUACCUACCUUGUGUCUGGCAAGUUUGUUGAGAAUGGUACCACGAGUCACAAGGUGUCAGUAGUGCGAGAGGAUCAGCUGGAGGAUGCGAAGUCAAAGAUGAGCCUGAUGGUCAGCGUACACGUGUACAGUGUUCAGAAGGCUGUGCUGAAAGACAGUGGUCCUCUGUACAGUGCUGAUUAUGACGCUGUGAAAGAGAAUCUAAGAAAUUGCAGCAGGUACAGUGCAAUACGUUGUGCUGAUGCGGUGCCUAGGUCCUCGGCAGAGGUGCAGCAGGCCUGUGAGACGACACAGGCCCCACCACCAGAGACGGAGCAAAUCAAAGCAAACCAUUCUAAUCUGGCCUCUAAACCCACCCCCAAGCAGCCCAAAGGCAUUAUGGGAAUGUUUGCAACCAAGAAUGUCUCCCAGAAUCAAGAUUCGAGCAAAGAGAUUAAAUUGGAGCAGAAAGAGGAUGCACCUGUGGUUGCGACCUCCAAAACUAAACCUGCUGCGAAGACACAUCCUGUGAGUAACUUCUUUGCGAAACAAGCAGCCAAAAAACCUGACAAAUCCAUCAAGGAAGAGGUAGAAAUAGCCCAGACAUCCUCCUCAGUGGAUGAGAAGCCCUCAAGUCCACCUCCUAAAGCAGAGACUCCUGUCAAGGAGGAACUAGCAAAGGAUGCUGUGGUUGAGAAAGAUAUUAGAAGUAAGACCAAGCGUCUUGAACAUUCGGAUAGUGAAGAGGAGAAGAACGAUAGUCAGAGGAAGAAGAGACGGAGGAUAAAGAAGCCCGAGCCAGACAGUAGUGACGAUGAGGUUAUUCCAGACUCUCCUCCACAGUUGCAAGAAAAGAGGGACCCAUCACCAAGUCCUGAGAUUCAAGUAAAGAAAGAACCAGUUGCUGUUUCACAUUCAGAUGAGCUUUCAGCUUGUAAACGAAGGAAGAGGAGACGUGUCUUGAAAUCGAGCACAUUUGUGGAUGACGAAGGAUGCAUUGUGACUGAGAAAGGCUAUGAGAGUGAAUCCUACUCAGAGACUGAGGAUGACUUUAAGACCAGUAAACCAACUCCAAAGAAUCCAAAACCGUCAACUGGCAAAAAAGAGGAGAAGAAAAGUAAGAAAGCUGCUGCGGCCUGUAAUAAAUCUACUAAGCAGGCUUCCAUUAUGGGAUUCUUCCAGAAGAAAUGACAUACUCAUGUUGUUACGCUGAACACUGAUAAGGAGCUUGAGGCCCAAGUGAAGAGAAUCUAGACUGACACGUUUUCAAAUGCUCAAGAGGAUGGCUGGAUGUUCCAUCAUUUGGCAACAUUUGGUGGAAUGCUGUACUACUCUUUUUUUUUUUUCCCCUCUUUUUUUUAUCACACUUUUCAAUCAAUUUCCACUUUACUGUAUAUGAUUGAAUAAAUAUAUACACUUGCAUUGUGAAGUACCAUCAGAGCUAAUUUAUCAUUGCAGCAUUUAUAUUUGUUUUUUACGUUUAGUUACAAUUCUGCAAGUAUUGAAGGGUUCAUGCUGUGGUGAACCAGUACAAAACAAACAUGUUAUGAUGCUAUUUUUGCUGGUAGAACAUGUUCUUCAAUGUUUGAACGUGUAUAUCCAUUAAAUCUAUUUUCAUA